AUGUCUGUAACACUCGUCACCACCCAUGGCCCGAUCAAGCUGGAGCUGUUCUGCCAGGCUUGUCCAAAGACCACAUACAACUUUCUCGCUCUGUGUGCGAGCGGAGCAUACGACGACUCUCCCUUCCACAGACUGAUCCCGAACUUCAUGGUACAAGGAGGAUCGCCAGCGUCGGGCACUACCAAAGUAUCGGAAUCCAUAUGGGGCGGCUUUUUCGAAGACGAGAUCAAGCCCAGUUUCCGACAUAAUGCGCGGGGAAUUCUGAGCAUGGCCAACAAGGGCGCGGCGACCAACGGCAGCCAGUUCUUCAUUACAUUUGCAGCGGCAUCGCAUCUUGACGGCAAGAACACUGUUUUCGGAAGAGUGCUGGAAGGGUGGGAUACUUUGGACAAGAUGGAGGAUGUGAAGGUGGACAAGAAGAGUCGACCAGAAGAGAAGAUCAAGCUUGAGCGAGUCCAGAUUCAUGCCAACCCGCUUGCUGAUGAGCGAUGA
Pseudocercospora fijiensis CIRAD86 is the source of this 492-nucleotide messenger RNA. RefSeq lists its product as uncharacterized. Lineage: Eukaryota; Fungi; Ascomycota; Dothideomycetes; Mycosphaerellales; Mycosphaerellaceae. The record is from RefSeq and is a predicted model, not a curated record. The coding region runs from base 1 to 492 and encodes 163 amino acids. Gene Ontology annotation, cellular component: catalytic step 2 spliceosome. Gene Ontology annotation, molecular function: peptidyl-prolyl cis-trans isomerase activity. The transcript has a single exon. Gene Ontology annotation, biological process: protein peptidyl-prolyl isomerization; protein folding.